Molecule: messenger RNA, 315 nt
Organism: Thelazia callipaeda (thelaziosis nematode)
Lineage: Eukaryota; Metazoa; Nematoda; Chromadorea; Rhabditida; Thelaziidae
Source: the annotation of a GenBank genome assembly
AUGAUGAGAUUUGAAACAAUCAAUGCAAUUGCAGCAUUAAGCGCCGCUGCGGUUGCUGCAGAUAAAAUUGGCUCGAAACGAGUAUAUUAUUGCCAACGUUGCUUAAACCACAACCGUUUAGAACCACGCAAGAAUCACAAGUGUGAAUGUGUAUAUGCAAAUUGCGCGUGUAACAAAUGCAUACUUGUCGAAAAACGGCGUGUGCUGAACACACAAUUACAUGAACUUGAAGAAGUUGCUGAUGUAGAGAAUGAAGUUGGUGUUGAUGACCUCGGCUUGACUGCUAGAUCAAAAGGAGAAGCAUUAUAUCCUUAG